CUGGCCACGACUCUUUCCCUUCUCCACGCGCGCUCGGCGGCUGUCAUUUUCCUCCGUUCUACCCUCACCUCUCCGUCGGAGCGCCUCAAAACAUCGCAGCGGUCCCGCCACGCUCUUCACUCUUCCUACUUGAGUACUUGUUGCACAAAGCUGACCGCACCGGCGCCACGACGCAACACGAACGUGCUGGUUUCCAUUGUGGAUUCAAGCACAAUCGAUCGUCCCGCUGGUGUUUUCCCCGCCGCGAUUGUCCACCCACUCUGUGAGUUUGAAACACUGAGCUCUAGUCUAAACUGAAGUUGAGGGCAGAGAAAACGAAGUUAGAGGCUAGUAGAAGUUUGGUUGGUUCUAUAUCGUGGAUGUAAUGUUCUUGGUUAAAGUUGUACUUACUGAUAAUGAAUGGUGUUGAUGGCGGCGGACGAACAUCGAAGUGAAAAUAGUGGAAGAAGGUUGAAGUUAGCCGUAAUUCGUAGUGGCCCCGUGUGCUGAAGGAGACUAGUAUUUUCUUCCAUUUAGAAAGGAAAAAGCGGAGAGAAAAAAAGAAAAAUAUAAUUCGUGGAUAGCAAUCUGUGAGGUACAGAUGGAUGUGGGCGUUUGUGGUCGAAGGUUUGUGGGGAGUUUGAGGGAUUCAGAAAUCCGGGAAGCGUUGCCAUCAAUAAAGUGAGGUGAACAGAGUUUUUUCAACAAACCAAAUAAACAGAAAGAGACCGAAAAACCAAUCAAACCUAUGAAAAGCUAAAGAGAGAGACGAUUCUGUCACCACGUCAAGACCGGCAAGUUGAAGCCUGGUUCUUGUUGGAUACGAUGCAGUAAGACGAUUGGAACUCGUCCAGUUCAGCUAAACCCGCCGACCUAUAUGGAUUACUAUUGUGAACUCGACGAAUGGUAUUGCUCGAUGCUUCUGCCACUGCUGUUGUCGUUCUUGCCGCGACAAGAUGUGAUUUCAGAAACCCGUGCAGAGAGAAUCGGUUGUUAUGAGGUGGCGGCGAGGGCGGACGUUCGCAUAGGAUGGCUUAUGGGGCGUCUUAACUCUGUUGUAAUCUAGUUAGCUAUGCUCGAGCGCUGUUAAUGUUGAAGGCGCGCCCCACUUCGUUCCUCGGUUGAGGAGUGAGUUGCUGUUGUUCGAAGCGGAGCGGAGAAGUUAGAACGUAGCGAUCGAACUUGAGAAAUGCCAGAUAAGGCCAAUAUUCAGGGAGGCAGCAGCCAUGAACUGGCGGCUCUACGUCCUAGCACGGGUCCGUCGGAUGAAGAAUUCGACGAUGAUGUGCCGGAGCGAGGUCAGUGGACCAACAAGCUUGACUUUCUCAUGUCAUGCAUCGGUUACGCGAUAGGCCUCGGAAACGUUUGGAGGUUCCCUUACCUUUGCUACAAAAAUGGAGGAGGCGCGUUCCUGGUGCCUUAUUUGCUGACAUUGUUUCUGGGAGGGAUUCCCACUUUCUUCUUGGAGACAUCUCUCGGUCAAUUCCUCAGUAUAGGUGGGCUGGGAGUCUGGAAGAUAUGCCCAAUUUUCAAAGGCGUCGGCUAUGCGGCCGCGGUCAUGUCAUUCUGGCUCAACACAUACUACAUCGUGGUCUUGGCGUGGGCUUUUUACUAUAUCUACGCAUCACUCGCACCUGAUCUACCAUGGCGAACUUGCGACAAUCCCUGGAACACGAAGAACUGCCGAUCAGAAUACGAGCCCCAGAAUUGCACAACCGAGUGCCUACCUGCAAACGUCGUGCGCAGCCCCGUUAAAGAAUAUUGGGAGCAUUCGGUGCUUCAAAUCACGAGGGGAUUGCACGAGCCAGGAGAGAUCCGGUGGCCCCUAGCCACAACGCUGCUCGUUGCGUGGAUUCUCUGCUAUUUUUGUAUCUGGAAGGGCGUCAAAUGGACCGGAAAGGUCGUGUACUUCACCGCUCUGUUUCCUUACUUUCUUCUUGUCGUCCUUUUAGUUCGAGGAGUCACCCUGCCGGGUGCCAUGAUUGGGAUCAAAUUCUACAUUACGCCCAACCUUGACAAGCUUAGUGACUCGCAGCAGGUCUGGAUUGAUGCAGCAACACAAAUCUUCUUUUCCUAUGGCCUCGGCCUGGGAUCGCUUAUCGCGCUCGGCUCCUAUAACAAAUACCACAACAACGUCUAUAAAGAUGCCCUCAUUGUGUCUUGCGUUAACUCAGGCACUUCGAUCUUCGCCGGUUUCGUAAUUUUUUCAGUCAUCGGCUUUAUGGCCCACUCACAGGGUAAACAAAUCGAGGAGGUGGCAACGUCAGGUCCCGGCCUCGCCUUUCUUGCGUACCCAUCAGCCGUUCUGCAAUUGCCCGUAUCUCCGCUAUGGUCUGUAUUAUUCUUCCUUAUGAUAGUCAUGUUGGGUUUAGAUUCACAGUUCUGUACCUUGGAAGGCUUCAUCACGGCUGUCGUCGACGAGUACCCCAGGACCUUACGUCCACGCAAAGAACUGUUCAUCUUCAUAAUCUGUCUAGUAUCGUACGCAAUUGGUAUCAGCUUCAUAACGCAGGGAGGCAUGUACGUAUUCCAAUUGUUUGAGUAUUAUGCCGCUUCCGGAUUUGCCCUGCUUUUCCUCAUCUUCUUCGAAGUAAUUUCUAUCUCAUGGAGCUACGGCGUGAAUCGCUAUUACCAGAAUCUUACCGACAUGAUCGGCUACCGACCCUGCAUCUGGUGGAAGAUCUGUUGGGUCGCGCUAACCCCGGCUGUCUGUUUGGGAGUAUUUAUAUUCAGCUUGGUGCAAUAUCGGCCGCUGAGGUACAUUGAUUAUGAGUAUCCUUGGUGGGGUCAAGUGUUAGGCUGGAUCCUCGCCUUGUCGUCCAUGCUUUGCAUCCCGGGCUAUGCGGCAUACCUCUUCUGCGUCACACCAGGAGACUUUAGAACGAGAUGCAAAGAGCUCUUUCGGCCCGAUCUGGAUGUAGAGACGGAGAUUCGGGCGAGGAAACACCGCGAGGGUGACUCUAAGCUGGAUAGCUCGGUCACCCCCGUCUAAGUAAACGGCCCAUCUGAUGUUGAUUCGCAGACAAGCAACGCUGCCUAGACAGACAUUGCAAAAAAUACGCUGCUACUAAGAACAAUAUGCCUGUAACAUUACGCUGGUAUAGACUUCGUAUCUACGUUAAUGCACAAGUUAUAAUAAUAGCCAUAUAGUAGUAACUGACGGAUGACAGACGCUAUCUGCACGUCAUGUAUUAAUUAGCAGUCAAAAGGAAUUCACCUUAGAACCUGAUCCUCAUAAUUCUAGGCACUACAAUUGCUCAGGACGGUCAUUGGCCUAUGUGGAUUGAACGAGAUUUUUCAGAACGUUACGAUAUGUGUAGGGUCUUCCAGUUGAAGCAGACUACCGUAAUUUAGAUUGCGAAGUGGACUGCGGGACUCUCAUGCGACAGCGUUACCAAACAUGAUGAUUUUGGGAGUAACCCUGAUGAGUAAUAUAUCAAUUGGCAUCAUUGUUCCAUUGCUAAAAUGUGAAAGUAUAUAUAUAUAUAUAUAUAUGCUUUCGCAAUUUAGCUUAUUAUGUUAAUAAUCUUCCUUUAUUUAAGAAGCAACCAAAAAGUAUGCAUAUUCACGAUAUUAUUCCAUGAUAUAUAUAUAUAUGAAGCGUAGAAGCAUUGACCAAAAAUUAUCUCGACACCAGAUUACCACCAGGUAAAAAAAACAAAUGAAUCUGAACCACGACGAGACCUGAAGAAUAAAGUGGACGGUCGCAGGUUUGAAUCAAAAAGAAAAAUGGAAUUAUAAGGGCAACAAGUAUGGUGCCACUUGCCCGACCAUCAUCAUCAUCAUAUUAGUUUCCGAAUACCUUCACACAUACAUACAUACAUACAUACAUACACAAAAUCCCUCAGCCAUAUACGGACUUCCUACCGUAUCACCAUACACGGCUCCGCAGGGGCAGCGUAUUGCCGCCGAAGAUAGCCAAGCGCGGCGGCCAAAAUGAAGGAACGCGAUCACGAACCGCUUUCGUCUCAAUAAGGCGGCGACUUCUAUGCUAUUAAAGAUGGCUAGCCAAAAUGCAUUACGCAGCGAAAUCACAGCGUAACACACUAGCAUGGUACCAUCAUUUCGGUAUUAGUACUAUAUGAACAUCAUACUUAGUAAUGUCUUCCAUUCCAGUAGCCUUUUUCUAUAGACGAAUGCAGAACGAGACAAUAAUGAAAAGAAAGGCCGAGGGCGGAGUGAAGAAGCGGGAAACUGAAUAAUUGUGUACCGAACGAAAGGCGAGUGUCUGACACUAUAAGGUCUGCGCGAAAGCGAAUCAGAGUAAGCGGAAGCUAGAACAGAAAAAUCCUGACUGGAAUCGACAACAGAGCGUCAGAGGUAAGCGCCGAAAGCAAACAAACAUUUAAGCAUGAAAAUUGGAGGGAAAAUAAAUACGAAUAGUAGACGGGUUCGCAUCGAACUUCAGCGUCGUCGGUGUACAGCCUUAAUGCGGCUAUUGAGUUAGCGUGCAAAUUGCACGUCACCGCAAGAUUGCACGUGGUAUCCAUAAUAAGGUAUGUUUGAAUGGCUACAAAGAAAGAAGUCAGCGCCAAAACUUACUGAAUCACACCAUAGCAAAUCAUCUCUGCUAUACAAUAUACUCCAAGGUAGCGCCACGUAUCACCCAUAGACACGUUUGGUAAGAAUGAUGACAAUAUCACUACUACGAUAGUUUCUAUGAUGAUGUUAUUUAUAAUUACUCUCAUUAUUAUAAUUAGCAACUCUGCGAUAACAUAGCCAUCGUGACAAUUGGUACAAACUAAUAAAAGUCCAAAAGCCAGAUCGAUCGAUCGAUCAUUUGUAUUGUCAAUCAGUCUACUCACUCACUAUGACGACAACGUUGCUGAUGAUACAGACAAAGAUAAAGCUAGGCAAACGAAGGAGUACUGCCUGCUCUGCGAAAAAGAUGCGGAAUAACAUCAUACAAUACGGCCUACAACCUGUAAACCUAAGCAGUUUUACUACAAUGGGACGACUAGCAUUUACAAUAGAGCUAACCGUAAGAUAGGAUAUAGGAAACAAUAGCAGAAAGGAACUAGAGUUUCAACACAAUAUCUCAAUUCAAUAACUAAAAUAAUAACGGUAACAGUAAUCAUUAAUCGUGGAAAAAGCCAAAUGGAUACAUCACAGUAUAUACAUCAUUUCCCAAGUAUUAUAAAAAAAAAAAAAAGUAGAUGCCAUUGGUAAAUAUCUAAUCAAGUUUAUCUAUCUACCUAUCUAUACAUUCAUCAGCAAAACAGCCAGGCCAAUUUUUGGUCAGUACUAAAUCAGAUAUGUAUAUACAUCAACGUGCAUUUCUUAGCCUAGUAGAACUGAACAGACGAACAUAACC
Varroa destructor (honeybee mite) is the source of this 5293-nucleotide messenger RNA. It is a transcript of the gene Gat, whose product is annotated as sodium- and chloride-dependent GABA transporter. Gene Ontology annotation, biological process: amino acid transport; sodium ion transmembrane transport; nitrogen compound transport. The record is from RefSeq and is a predicted model, not a curated record. Gene Ontology annotation, molecular function: gamma-aminobutyric acid:sodium:chloride symporter activity. Gene Ontology annotation, cellular component: neuron projection; plasma membrane. NCBI's taxonomy places the organism in Eukaryota, Metazoa, Arthropoda, Arachnida, Mesostigmata, Varroidae.